GUACUUUUUGAAGAGACUAAUACAUAAAUUUAUAAAGAAAACAAAAAUAGCAAAAAAAAUUAUUGAAAAUGGACGAGAUAUGUUUUUAAAGAUAUAUUUAUAUUAAAUUCUGAAAAAAAAACGUUAAUAUUAAUUGCGGAAGAUAAUUUAUAAAGUAGUUUUAAAUGUACGACAAGUGAAUCUGGGAAAUUGUGUGUUGCGGCAACAAAGACAAAGUUAAAAAGGACGGAGGUAAAAAAACUAUUUGAAAUAAGAUAAGAUAACAGUUAAGACAGAAUGGAGCCAUCGGUAUGUAUUCCUGAUGAGGCAGAUUUUGAUGGUCAGAAUGCACCAUUGCAGGAAUAUGGCCAGUAUACCACAGUGUACCCGAAUGCUCCGUUAUAUGCAACAAAAGGUCCUGCCGGUAUGACGGUUGGUCGCAUGGGUUCACAAUGUUCUUAUCGGACCGACCAUGCAACCGGCAAGAUACUCGGUUCACAGAGCAAUUUAACUAGUUCGGUGCAGGAACUCAAUGCAGCUGUCGGGGUGCCAACGGAUCAGGGUGGCAUGAUGGCCUCCAAUCUGCGCUACAUGCAACCAUCGCAGUAUGAAGAAAUGUCAGAGUACGGUAUUAACCCGGUUAUACCGUUUCCGUCGGAAUCGCAAUACGGGGAAGAUCCUCCGGUAGCGUAUGGCUAUGUUUCGGAAGCCAAUUAUGUUAUGCCUUCGGUAAGUGCCAAACAAAAUGCGUACGUCUCGCGGCCACCCAUGUUCGACGACAAUCGAAAUGGGGCUGAAGUCGCCAGUGCUAUGGGUCUGGCACAACAGGGCUUCGAAGAUGCCCACGAUUUUCAGAAUAAAAUGUCACAGCUUACGAUUAGCUCGUUUGGAGUCGUUUCCCAGCAUAUGCGCAAUGGCGGCAAGGACGAAAUCGUGGACGGCUCAUGCAGCGACAUUUGCUCGACUAUGCGAUGGCGUGAUCCAAAUCUAUCGGAAGUCAUUAGUUUUUUAAAUAAUCCAAACAAUGCAAUUAAAGCCAAUGCAGCCGCCUACUUGCAGCAUUUAUGUUAUAUGGAUGAUCCCAUCAAACAACGAACUCGUAUUCUAGGUGGUAUACCUCCACUUAUAAGGCUGCUAUCUUAUGAGGCACCAGAGAUUUACAAGAAUGCUUGCGGUGCUCUGCGUAAUUUAUCUUAUGGCCGUCAGAACGAUGAGAAUAAACGUGAAAUAAAAAAUGCCGGUGGUUUAGCGGCACUGGUCAAUUUAUUGUGUCGCACACAAGAGUCUGAAGUGCGGGAGUUAGUGACGGGCGUUCUUUGGAACAUGUCGUCUUGUGAGGACAUUAAACGUUUCAUAAUUGACGAGUGCUUAGCAGCUGUUGUCAGUAAUAUAAUACAUCCACAUUCCGGCUGGGAUCCCGUGUGUCCCGGCGAAACUUGCUUUUCCACAGUAUUUCGUAAUGCAUCUGGCGUUUUGCGCAAUGUCAGCUCAGCUGGCGAAUAUGCUAGAACUCAAUUGCGAAAUUGUGAUCACUUGGUAGAGUGUCUACUGUACGUGGUUCGUCAAGCCAUCGAGAAGAACAAUAUUAGUAAUAAGACCGUUGAGAAUUGUGUGUGCAUUCUGCGCAAUCUAUCGUAUCGUUGUCAAGAGGUGGAAGAUCCCAACUAUGAUAAGCAACCAAUUUCAGUGCCCACUAGAGCUUUAUCGUCUACAAAGGGUGAAAAUCUUGGUUGCUUUGGCACUAGCAAAAAGAAGAAAGCUCAAGCUCAAUUGGAACAGCAGAACGAGAGCAUCGGUGCUCAGUCUGGUUCAACAAAAAACACAUCGGAUUCGGCGAAUCGAGGACCUCUGAAAGGUUACGAACAUUUGUGGCAGCCCGAGGUGGUGCAAUAUUAUCUGGCUCUGCUACAGAGCUGUUCCAAUCCUGAGACGCUAGAGGCCGCAGCGGGUGCAAUACAAAAUCUGUCGGCCUGUUACUGGCAACCUAGCAUAGACAUACGGGCUGCCGUUCGCAAAGAAAAAGGUCUACCCAUACUAGUGGAGCUCUUACGAAUGGAAGUCGAUAGAGUGGUGUGCGCCGUUGCCACAGCAUUGCGCAAUUUGGCUAUUGACCAGCGGAACAAGGAGUUAAUCGGAAAGUAUGCAAUGCGGGAUCUAGUACAAAAAUUGCCAUCCGGUAAUCCCCAGCACGAUCAAAAUACCUCCGAUGAUACCAUAACUGCCGUGUUGGCCACCAUCAAUGAGGUUAUCAAGAAAAACGCCGAAUUCUCUAGAUCGCUUUUGGAUGCUGGCGGGGUCGAGCGUCUCAUGAACAUUACAAAUCAUCGUCAGAAAUACACAUCUUGUGUUAAUAAGUUUGCUAGUCAGGUCUUGUUUACAAUGUGGCAGCAUCAUGAGUUGCGAGACGUUUACAAGAAGCACGGUUGGAAGGAACAAGACUUCCUAACAAAGUUCAUUGAUUCACACAGUGCGUCUGCUCACUCCCCCAAUAACUCCAAUAGUACACUGAACAGACCUAUGGCAUCACAGGGACGUACACGGUACGAGGACCGCACCAUACAGAGAGGAACCAAUAGUUCCGGCCGAAACAAAGACCAGGAUCAACAAUCCCAACAACAACAGCAGCAGCAACAGCAACAACAACAGCAGCAAAGAUCUUGCCAAGACCCACAAAUGCUCCGACAAAUGGUGGACGAAUUUUCAAUGAAUGGUGUGGCUGAUGACACUUACCAACGGCCUUCUGCAUACACUUCCGCAGUACCUUUGUAUAUACCCAACAGCGACAGUACCCGCAAUCCGCCUAAUUAAAUCAAACCAACAAAAACAAACAAACAAACAUACAAAUACCCUAGCCCAUCACAUAUUACUGUAUAUACAAUAUAUAUAUAUAUUAUAUAGAAAGAAAACCAGAAAAACAAAAUUUUACUUUAAAAGUGCGCACAUAUGGGGCAACAUCAACAAACAUCAUUUAGAGUAUAAAAAAAACAAACAAACGCUUUCAAAGUAAUGAUAAAACUAACAUCAGCAAUUUAAAACAUUUGUCAAAUUUUAUUAAACACAAACACAACAUAAUAUACAAUACAAUACAAAUUUAUAUUGCAUAACACGGUUGAACUGCAAUAAUUAAUUCAAAAAAAAACCAACAAAAAGUUCAUUCAGACAGAGCAAGGCACCACUUACAGAGCAAGCCGUAUCCCAAAAGAUGAAAAACAAGAAGAAAAAAAAAACAAAGAAAAACAUUACCAUUGCAUUUAAUAAAACACCCAUAAAUUCUAAAAAAAAAA
This is a messenger RNA of Calliphora vicina (urban bluebottle blowfly), 3263 nucleotides long. It is a transcript of the gene p120ctn, whose product is annotated as adherens junction protein p120. NCBI's taxonomy places the organism in Eukaryota, Metazoa, Arthropoda, Insecta, Diptera, Calliphoridae. Gene Ontology annotation, molecular function: cadherin binding. Gene Ontology annotation, cellular component: nucleus; plasma membrane; adherens junction. Gene Ontology annotation, biological process: cell-cell adhesion; cell-cell junction assembly. The coding region runs from base 277 to 2787 and encodes 836 amino acids. The transcript is spliced from 5 exons. The record is from RefSeq and is a predicted model, not a curated record.